GGAGGAUUCUGCAGCUGGGAACCAGCCCUGACCGAGUGUGGGAGCUCCCAGUGCCUCAGCAGCCAUGAACGUGAAAACGGUGCUCAUCCUCCUCGUUCUGGCUUUAGCCACAAUAUUUGCCUUAGUCUGUGUGCUGCUGACCAGAGGAAGGGCCCCCAGCCCCUGCCAGCACCAGCCCCCAGAGCAGCAGGACACCGGUGACAGCCAGAGCCUGAUCUUUGCCGACCUGACCCCCGAGGAGAUGGUGCAAGUGGUGCGGUACCUGCAGGGACACCUCGGGGUGCAGCUGGUCGACGCCUCGCUUGCAAAGCCCUCCGAGAGCUGCAUCGCCUCCAUCGACGUCCAGAUCCCCCCCAAGGCUGAGGUGCUGCGGUUCCUGGAUGAGGGAGGGGCUCGUCCCGCCCGGGAGGCCUUGGCUGUGCUGUACUUUGGGAACCAGCCGAACCCCAACAUCACCGAGUACGUGGUGGGGCCGCUGCCGACGCCAACGUAUCACCGGGACGUGACGGUGCAGAAGUACGGGGGGAAGGUGCCGUACCACCGCAGACCUGUCACUGCCAAGGAGUACUCGGAUAUCAACACCCUCAUCCAGCAGGAGCUGAGGAAGGCACCGCGAUUCCUCACUGCGUGCUGUGAGUCUGAUGGGACUGACCUUGCCAUCCUCACCACGGCGCCGCGGGGCUUUAGGUCUGGUGACCGUGCCACCUGGUUUGUCCUCUUCCACAACGUGGCUGGCACUGGCUAUUACCUCUCACCGGUGGGGCUGGAGGUGCUGGUGGAGCACAGGGACCUCCACGUCUCCCGUUGGCAGCUUCACAAAGUCUUCUACAAUGGCCGGUACUUUGCCAGCAUGGGGGAUCUAGAGAAGGCGUUUGUGGACAACUUGCUGGAGGUCAUCAGGAUUGAGAAGCCCCCAGCUGAGGGGGUGCUGGGCUCAAUGAGACCCCGGCACCCACCGGGCUCCAUGGAGCCGCUGCAGUACGAGCCCCAGGGUCCCCGCUACCGUGUGCAGGACAACCGUGUCACCUUCCAGGGCUGGAGCAUUGCCUUUGGCAUGAACCCCAACUCUGGCCCUCGCCUCUUUGACAUCAGGUACCGCGGGGAGAGGAUUGUCUACGAGCUGAGUCUCCAGGAAGCCUUAGCCCUGUAUGGCUCCAACUGCCCCGGGGGCAUGUCCACCCGGUACCUGGAUGGGAGCUUUGGCAUUGGCAGGUUUGCCUACGAGCUUGUCCGUGGCCUCGACUGUCCCUACACUGCAACCUACGUGGACCGGCACUACCUGGCAGAGUCAGAGACCCCCAAAACCAACCAAAACUCCCUCUGCAUUUUUGAGCAUGAUGCUGCUCUCCCUCUGCGGCGCCACUUCUCUGACUCGCAGUCCCUGUACUACGGUGGGCUGCGGAAAAACACUCUGGUCAUCCGUACCAUCUCCACUCUCCUCAACUAUGACUACAUCUGGGACUUCAUGUUCCACGCCAGUGGGGCUGUGGAGGUCCGGGUGCAUGCCACAGGCUACAUCAGCUCUUCCUUCCUCCACGGCCGAGGCACAAACUACGGCAACAGGGUUGGGAUGCACACACUGGGGACGAUGCAUCUCCACCACAUCCACUACAAGGUGGACCUGGAUGUUGAUGGGCAGCUGAACUCUGUGGAGACCCAGGACAUGGAGUACGAGCUUGUGAAAGCCCCCUGGAGCCUGCAGAACACCAUCGAGCGGCCGUACCUCCGCAGGGAGAGGCUGGAAAAGGAGGAUGAGGCUGCAUUCCUGCUCAAAGCCCCCCUGCCCCGCUACCUCUCCUUCGCCAGCCCCAAGACCAACAAGUGGGGGCACCCACGCAGCUACAGGAUCCAGAUCACCAGCUUGUCUGGGGAGCAUCUGCCCACCAGCAGCCCCAUGGAGAGGGCCAUCAGCUGGGGCAGGUACCAGCUGGCUGUCACCCGGAGAAAAGAGGAGGAGCCCACCAGCACCAGCAUCUACAACCAGAACGACCCCUGGACACCCACUGUUGCCUUUGCUGACUUCAUCAACAAUGAGACCAUCACCAAUGAGGACCUGGUUGCCUGGAUCUCUGUGGGGUUCCUGCACAUCCCCCAUGCUGAAGAUGUCCCCAACACGGUGACCGUGGGGAAUGGUGUUGGAUUUUUCCUGAGGCCCUACAACUACUUCGAUGAGGACCCCUCAGUGGACUCACCUGACAGCAUCUACUUCAGCAGGGAGCAGGACCUGGGUGUGUGCAGCACCAACAGGCUGGCCUGCCCACACCCUGCCUGUGCCCCCCUCCAGCCCCCCUUCCACUACGGGGGCUUCCUCAACCUCAGCCUGGCCCUACCACCCAACAGGCUCUGAUGGGGAUGGGGCUGCUGUUGUCCCCAUCCCCACUGGUACAGGUGGCCUGGGGGACAGCUGAGGGGCUCUGGCUCUGAGAGACUCAAAGCCUCUCGAAAACAGACCCUGGGAGUGACUUCUGGAGCCUUGAUCCCAGAGGGCACCCAAAGGGCUAUGGGUGCCCACAGCCACUCUCCUUCUCUGGCACCAUAGCUCCUGCUGCUCCCCCAAGGUAGGUGGGUGCACGUGGGGUGAUGGUGCUGACCAGGGCUGCACACAGCCACAGCUCCCCUUGGAGCCAUGCUCCACACCCAGCUUGUGCCCAGGGUGGCUGGAGCAGGGGCCACGGUGACCAACAGCUCCAGGAUGCCCAAAACAUCCACCCAGCCCCAUAGCAAUGCUGUGCUCUGCCUGACGUGAUGGUGCCAGGCUCUGGGGACAGGGACAACAUGAGGAGCACCCUGCAGAGCUGCAAGAUGGGCAGUCCCUGGGCUGGGCUGCCCCAUGUCCACCCUCCCCAAUAAACACAACCCAGUGUGGGUUUUUUUUUAAGCAAAC
Molecule: messenger RNA, 2884 nt
Organism: Calypte anna (Anna's hummingbird)
Lineage: Eukaryota; Metazoa; Chordata; Aves; Apodiformes; Trochilidae
Product: membrane primary amine oxidase
Exons: 4
Coding region: 65-2347 (760 amino acids)
Biological process (GO): amine metabolic process
Cellular component (GO): plasma membrane
Molecular function (GO): primary methylamine oxidase activity; copper ion binding; quinone binding
Source: RefSeq, a predicted model, not a curated record